CCUUCCCAUUUGUUGAGUCCUGGAAGCUUCGAGUCGCGUGGAGCCGGUCCUUCCCUCUUCCGGCCUUUGUCUUCUUUCAAGAUGUUCGGCCAGCAGGUUCUCGUCCUCAACCAGAACGUCAAGAGAGAAUCGGGGCGUAAAGUCCAGACAGGAAACAUCAACGCGGCCAAGACCAUCGCCGAUGUCAUCAGGACGUGUCUGGGCCCGCGGGCCAUGAUGAAAAUGCUGCUGGAUCCCACCGGGGGAAUCGUCAUGACCAACGACGGAAACGCCAUCCUGCGAGAGAUCCAGGUGCAGCAUCCCGCGGCGAAAUCCAUGAUUGAGAUCAGCCGCACGCAGGAUGAAGAAGUGGGAGACGGAACCACAUCCGUCAUCAUCUUGGCCGGCGAGAUGCUGUCGGUGGCCGAGCAGUUCCUGGAGCAGCAGAUGCAUCCCACCGUCGUCAUCGGCGCUUACAGGCGAGCCUUGGACGACAUGUUGGAAACGUUGAAGGAGAUCAGCGUCCCCGUCGACACGGCGGAUCGCGCCUCCAUGCUGAAGAUCGUACACUCGGCCAUCAACACCAAAGCUCUGAGCCGCUGGUCGGAGCUGGCGUGCGGCAUGGCGCUGGACGCCGUGCUCACCGUGGAGAUGGAGGACAACGGCCGCAAGGAGAUCGACAUCAAGAAGUACGCCAAAGUGGAGAAGGUUCCCGGCGGCAUCAUUGAAGACUCGUGCGUGCUGAGAGGCGUGAUGGUCAACAAGGACGUGACGCACCCGCGCAUGCGCCGCCUCAUCAAGGAGCCGCGCAUCGUCCUGCUCGACUGCUCGCUGGAGUACAAGAAGGGCGAGAGCCAGACCGACAUCGAGAUCAGCAAGGAGGAGGACUUUGCCAGGAUCCUGCAGAUGGAGGAGGAGCAUAUCCAGCAGAUGUGCGAGGACGUCAUCAGAGUCAAGCCCGACCUCGUCUUCACCGAGAAAGGAAUCUCAGACCUGGCUCAGCACUACCUGAUGAAGGCCAACAUCAGCGCCGUGCGCCGCGUCCGCAAGACGGACAACAACCGCAUCGCCAGGGCGUGCGGCGCGCGCAUCGUCAGCCGCACCGACGAGCUGCGCGAGGACGACGUGGGCGUGGGGGCGGGGCUCUUUGAGGUCAAGAAGAUCGGCGACGAGUACUUCACCUUCAUCACCGAGUGCAAGGAGCCCAAAGCCUGCACUAUCUUGCUCAGGGGAGCCAGCAAGGAGAUCCUGGCGGAGGUGGAGCGCAACCUUCAGGACGCCAUGCAGGUUUGCCGCAACGUGAUGCUGGAGCCUUCGCUGCUGCCCGGAGGGGGCGCCGUGGAGAUGGCCGUGUCCAAGCGCUUGAUGGAGCGCUCGCGCGCGCUGGUGGGCGUGGAGCAGUGGCCCUACCGGGCCGUGGCGCAGGCCCUGGAGGUCAUCCCGCGCACGCUCAUCCAAAACUGCGGCGCCUCCACCAUCCGUGUGCUCACCUCGCUCAGGGCCAAGCACACGGCGCAGGACGGCGCCUCGUGGGGCGUGGACGGCGAGACGGGUUCUCUGCGCGACAUGGCGGCCGCCGGCAUCUGCGAGCCCCUGGCCGUCAAGGCGCAGACGUACAAGACGGCCGUGGAGACGGCCAUCUUGUUGCUGCGCAUCGAUGACAUCGUGUCUGGUCACAAGAAGAAAGACAAGGAGCAGGCCACCGGAGGACCCGGCGCCGAGUAAAUUCCGCUGGCCACUCUAUGAAUAAAGUUCCAAAUCAAA
Molecule: messenger RNA, 1743 nt
Organism: Hippocampus comes (tiger tail seahorse)
Lineage: Eukaryota; Metazoa; Chordata; Actinopteri; Syngnathiformes; Syngnathidae
Gene: cct3
Product: chaperonin containing TCP1, subunit 3 (gamma)
Exons: 14
Coding region: 82-1704 (540 amino acids)
Biological process (GO): protein folding
Molecular function (GO): ATP hydrolysis activity; ATP binding; ATP-dependent protein folding chaperone
Source: RefSeq, a predicted model, not a curated record